This is a messenger RNA of Lagopus muta (rock ptarmigan), 246 nucleotides long. RefSeq names its product pancreatic hormone-like. The transcript has 2 exons. The record is from RefSeq and is a predicted model, not a curated record. NCBI's taxonomy places the organism in Eukaryota, Metazoa, Chordata, Aves, Galliformes, Phasianidae. Gene Ontology annotation, cellular component: extracellular region. Gene Ontology annotation, biological process: neuropeptide signaling pathway; feeding behavior. Bases 1 to 246 code for a protein of 81 amino acids. Gene Ontology annotation, molecular function: neuropeptide Y receptor binding; neuropeptide hormone activity.
AUGCCAUCCCACCGGGCUGCGCCGCUGCUGCUGCUGGCCUGCAGCCUGCUGCUGCUCGCUGCGCCCCACGCCACCGCCGGCCCCUCGCAGCCCAGCUACCCUGGGGACGAUGCUCCUGUGGAGGACCUCAUCCGCUUCUACAACGACCUGCAGCAGUACCUCAACGUGGUCACACGGCACCGGUACGGCCGGCGGUCCAGCAGCCAGGCGCUGUGUGAGGAGCCCAUGGGUGCUGCUGGGUGCUGA